Ilex paraguariensis (yerba mate) is the source of this 477-nucleotide messenger RNA. The record is from the annotation of a GenBank genome assembly. Lineage: Eukaryota; Viridiplantae; Streptophyta; Magnoliopsida; Aquifoliales; Aquifoliaceae.
AUGCCAAACUCAGGAGGCUGUGAUGCAUUCAUAGCCCUCCAUGGUCAGAACCACAAUUUAUCAGGCUUUUGCAAAUGGAUUGAAUCGGAGAGUGAGCUCAGGGCAUUGCUUGCUUUGUCACAGCCAGGGCAAAGUACUCAGAUAAUUAGAGCCAGCAGAUUACUGAUCUGGCCAUUUGCUCAGUUAUGUUUGGGGUUUGGUUUUCUUAACCACAAUUCAGGCAAUAAAUAUGGCAAAGAAGCAAUUGAUGGACUAAUCAAGUCUCAUGAAUUUAAUCUGGAAGCAAAUGAGAGUAAGUGCAGAACCUGUGUAUUGAAAGCUGCAAGAAUUUUGAGGGCAAAGCAUGGAAGGAAGAGUGUUGCCGAGAAGGAACUAGAAGGGCUUGAGGAGCUGCAAAUUUCCAAGACUGCUUCAAGUAGGAGUUUGGUUUGCCCCAGCAACCAUUUCAGCAAAUUUACUUGCUGCAGCUAUGAAUAA